Pomacea canaliculata is the source of this 2497-nucleotide messenger RNA. Its product is annotated as 4-aminobutyrate aminotransferase, mitochondrial-like. Gene Ontology annotation, biological process: GABA catabolic process. NCBI's taxonomy places the organism in Eukaryota, Metazoa, Mollusca, Gastropoda, Architaenioglossa, Ampullariidae. Bases 117 to 1625 code for a protein of 502 amino acids. The transcript has 13 exons. Gene Ontology annotation, cellular component: mitochondrion. Gene Ontology annotation, molecular function: pyridoxal phosphate binding. The record is from RefSeq and is a predicted model, not a curated record.
GAUGACACCGUCUGCAGCAGUUGCUUCCCUUGUGAGACAGACAUGCGCCGUGCGGGGGCUUGACUACGGCUGCUGCACGUUGCUGCACGGCACACGGGACACGCAGCGCGCAGCGGAUGGGCGGUGGAAGGAGCAUGGCUGCCAGAUUGACACUAGACGUGGGGCGAGUGCUGGGCAAGGCUGCAAGCCGCUGUGGCUCGUUGCGAUGUCUGUCCACGUCGUGCCAGGUGAUGUCACGGGAGCCGGUGCGCCCCUCCAUGAAGACAGAAGUGCCGGGGCCCAAGUCUCGUCAGCUACAGCAGGAACUUAACAUCAUUCAGGAGGCCGGCGCGGUGCAGUUUUUUGUUGACUACGAGCUCAGCAGUGGCAACUACAUUGCGGAUGUCGACGGAAACAUCAUGCUGGACGUCUACAGCCAGAUCGCCUCUAUCCCGCUAGGUUACAACCAUCCAAAGGUCAUCGAGGCUUUCAAGGACCCCAGUAACCAGGCGACCUUUGUCAACAGACCUGCCCUCGGCAUGUACCCACCACGUGACCUGGUGGAGCGGCUACACACCACCCUCAUGUCGGUGGCGCCACCUGGUAUGAAGCAAGUGCAGACCAUGGCGUGUGGUGCUUGCUCUGUGGAAAAUAGUCUGAAAGCCAUGUUCAUGACCUAUCAGCGACGACGACGAGGAGGACAGCCCCCGUCAGCCGAGGAGCUGACCUCCUGCCUCAAGAACCAGCCCCCGGGGUGUCCAGACCUGUCGGUGUUGUCCUUUAACAACGCCUUUCACGGCCGGACCAUGGGAGCGCUGGCCUGUUCACACACCAAGUGGGUUCACAAGCUGGACUUUCCACAACCCGACUGGCCGGUGGCCGACUUCCCGCAACUCCGCUACCCACUGGAGGAGUUUUCCCGCGAGAACCAACAGGAGGAGCAGCGCUGUCUGGACAAGGUUCGUGAUCUUGUGCACACGUGGAACCGCAAGGGUCGUCCUGUGGUCGGCAUUGUGUGCGAGUCCGUCCAGUGCGAGGGAGGAGACAACUUCGCCAGUCCAGCCUUCUUUCAGGGCCUUCAAGAUAUUGCCCGGGAGAACGAUGCGUACUUGAUGCUUGACGAGGUGCAGACCGGCUGUGGCAUCACGGGAAAGUUCUGGGCUCACGAGCACUUCAAGCUGCGCGAGCCUCCUGACGUGGUGCCGUUCGCCAAGAAGAUGCUGACAGGCGGCUUUUACUACCGGGACGAGCAGAGGCCGACAGAGGCGUUGCGGAUCUUCAACACGUGGGUGGGCGACCCGUCCAAGCUGUCGCUGCUGCAGGCCGUGCUGCAGGUCAUUCGGGAGGACCGGCUGCUGGACAGGGUGCGCGACACUGGGGAGUACAUCCUCACGGGGCUGGUCAGCCUGCAGAAAUCCUUCCCGGGUGUGAUGUCUAACGCCAGAGGUCUGGGUGGACUGUGCUCUGUGGACUUUGCUGACACCGCCACCCGAGACAAGGUCAUGAGGACGAUGCGCAACAAAGGUGUCAACGCUGGCAACUGCGGAACCGUCUCCUUGAGAAUCCGACCGACAUUAACCCUCAACCGACAGCAGGCCGACAUCUUCCUGGACACCCUACGGACAGUGGUCAGCAGUCUCAAGUAAAGUGCAUCAUCAAGAAAGCUUUAGCCUCCGGUAGCCUGCAGUCGCCAGUAAAUACCUUCCUCCACUAGACCCGCAGUCAGCGAGGUCAAGCCUGGUGCAGACGACAGCUCCCCUCUCCACCCUCUUAAUAAAGGUCGUCGAUCCCAUCACUCACCAGAAACUCCGGACAAUAAAGCGGUUUAUAGGAAAAUCGUUUGGUGGAAAUUAAGUUUCAGACAGACCUACAAUCUGUGUCUGAGAUGGUGGGAGUUCAUUGAUAAUUAAUCAGCCUACAGUUUGCACUCAUGUGUAGAAUUAAAUUUAUUCAGUAGUAAUUGGAGUUGUUGACACUGGAGUCGUCAGCAGUCAAUAACGUUUUUUAAUAUCAUUUUUUUGUCAGUCAUUAUUGGGAUGAUAUGGUAAUACGGUGUUUCAUCGAUUGUAUAAAAUUGCUCUCGUCUUUUAUAGCCUUUGUUGUCAUGUCCAAACUCAGUCCGUGUAGCUAGCAGCUGGCUUUUUGUGUUCCAGCUGAGUAGAACUCAUUUUUUAUUACAAUGAACAGACCCACACAGGUGGUUGUCUCAUUUACUCUUGUCAUAAAAUAAGUUUUGUCUGCUAUAAUUUUGAAAGUUUUGUACAUUGGAGUUAUAUUUUGAAUCUUUUUUAAGCAUACACUUACUCAGAAAAUGUGCAUCGUAAAAGCGUGGAACCUGCCAAAUGCAGGUUUAAGAUCACAUUUCUUUCCAGCAAGUCCGUAAGCUUCUAGUCUUUCAAAUAUCUCUGUCUCCAGAGACUUUUCAUGUAAGAAGCACCAAACGCAAUACUGUGCGCUCAAUGCCGCAUGAUCUUGAAGCCAUGUCUCCAUUUAUUAAAAAGAUUUUCCAAGAGAUCAG